Messenger RNA from Mollisia scopiformis, 924 nucleotides. RefSeq lists its product as uncharacterized. NCBI's taxonomy places the organism in Eukaryota, Fungi, Ascomycota, Leotiomycetes, Helotiales, Mollisiaceae. Bases 1 to 924 code for a protein of 307 amino acids. The record is from RefSeq and is a predicted model, not a curated record. The transcript has a single exon.
AUGAAGCUCCCAAUCGAGUUAAGACACGCCAUCUGGGUUCUCGCUCGUCCCGAGGCACGAGUUGUCAAGAUCUCGUUAUCAAAAGCUCGGCCAACAUUCGGCGAACUUCAACGUUUUGCUUAUACAAAAGCGAAAGUCCCAAAUCUUCUUCACGCCUGCUCUGAGUCCCGACAAGUGGCCCUGAAAUGGUACACGAUUGCAUACAACAAACCUAAGGACCAAUCUCUGUUCAACAAAUUAUUCCAGAUUGCUCUCCGUCGCACUGUAUAUCCCCCGAUCUACUUAGAUGUGAAGGCAGAUUUCAUAUACCUACAUUGUCGGGUUUGCAAGGGCGAGGUAUGCGAUCUUUCCACGGAUUGUGGUGUGACCAGCGACUGGUCAGAAAAAUCAAAGUCGCCAAGGAUCAUAUGUGAGCAACCACAAUAUACCAUACCUCCCGUAUUGUGGUUCCACCAGAUUGAAGAGAUUUUUGUUGCCACUCCAGGAUAUGGACAGAGACUCCAAGCAGGAACGCCAGCCUCGAGGUUCGUGAUUGAAAGGAAUGGUAUCAAGAUGAGAUUGGACUCUUUGAAUCGUUACAAAGCUUUGUGUAAACUGGAGGCACGGAUCGGGAAGAACUGCCCGCCUGUGCCCAAACGCUUGGAUGCAGUCCAAUCUGGAAAUCCUCCCAGUGGCAUACCUAAGCGUCCUAUUCUCAGAGGUUUGCCAAGAGAGGUGCGCAACGCAGAAUUGGAGAAGGCAAGAAGACAAGCAGAGCUGGAAGCCGAAGACCAGUGGGAGGAAGAAUCCGAUGCAAUAGUCUUUAGUGAGGAGACGUGGAACAAGAAGCAGAAGACACGAAAUGGUUUCGUUCCGCUCUGGACUACAUACACCCCAGCACAAACGCAAACUUCCAAGGAGUGGAAGCCAACAUUGCGUAGAUAG